AUGUUUCUCAGAACACUUCUCUCAUCAUCUGCAAUCUUGACUGUUGUACACGGCCUUUCUCCUUCGGGAUGGCGAGCCCAAUCUAUCUAUCAGGUCAUGACUGAUAGAUUUGCUCGCACUGAUGGAUCUACGACUGCGUCCUGUGACCUCGGCGAUUACUGUGGGGGCACAUGGCAAGGACUCAUCAGCCACCUGGACUAUAUCCAAAACAUGGGUUUCACAGCUGUGUGGAUCUCACCGGUAGUGGAGAACCUCAAUGCCUCGACUGCUGAUGGAUCAAGCUAUCAUGGGUACUGGGCACAAAAUAUAUAUGCCGUCAACACCAACUUUGGCUCUGCUGCAGACCUAGUAUCACUAUCAGAAGCCCUGCACAAGAGAGGAAUGUACUUGAUGGUUGACGUAGUCACCAAUCACAUGGGAUACGCAGGCUGUGGCGAUUGUGUGGACUACUCGAUCUUCAAUCCAUUCGACAAAGAGUCAUACUAUCAUCCUUUCUGCUUGAUCGACUACAACAAUCAGACCAGCAUGGAGACUUGCUGGGAAGGCGACAACACUGUCUCGCUGCCCGACCUUCGCGUUGAAGAUACAUCCAUACAAGAUACGUGGGCAACAUGGAUUGAACAACUAGUUUCCAACUAUACAAUCGAUGGUCUUCGCAUCGACAGCGCCGCUGAAGUCAGCAAAGACUCCCUCGCAGCCUUCGAAUCAGCCUCAGAAAUCUACGCCAUUGGCGAAGUCUUCAACAACAACGCCGACUACGUCUGCGCAUACCAAGACUACCUUUCAGGAGUAAUGAACUACCCAAUGUACUACAACAUAACCUCCGCCUUUGCCUCCACAUCCGGCUCCAUCGCAGCACUAGCCACCGGCAUCGAGACCAUGAAGUCAACUUGCAAAGACGUGACUCUGCUCGGCUCCUUUCUCGAAAACCAUGAUAAUCCUCGAUUUGCAAGUUUGACGUCUGAUAUGGCGUUGGCGAAGAAUGCGAUUGCGUUUCAGAUGCUUGCUGAUGGCAUUCCCAUCGUCUAUCAAGGCCAAGAACAGCAUUUUGACGGCUCAUCGACACCUACACAACGAGAGCAGCUUUGGAAAUCUGGCUACGAUACCUCUGCUGUGUUGUACAAGCAUAUCGCCAAGCUCAAUGCUAUCCGUCACUUGGCUGUUCAGAGAGACGAUGGGUAUCUGAGCUACAAUGCGUACCCAGUGUGGACGGAUGACAAUAUUAUUGUGAUGAGGAAGGGAAACAAUGACACACAGGUUAUAGGUGUAUUCAACAAUUUCGGAGCAAGCGGAAGUGGAAACUUUACGUUGCUGGGGACGAGUUCGGGAUUCGAUGCUGAGAUGAACGUUACGGACGUGCUGGCUUGUGAUAGCUUUACGACGGACGACAAGGGCGAUUUGGAUAUCGAGAUUGAGGGUGGUGUGCCAAUGGUCUUGUACUCGAGUAAGCAGCUCGAAGGUAGUGGCAUAUGCUGA
Messenger RNA from Aureobasidium namibiae CBS 147.97, 1476 nucleotides. RefSeq names its product putative alpha-amylase. Gene Ontology annotation, biological process: carbohydrate catabolic process. Bases 1 to 1476 code for a protein of 491 amino acids. Gene Ontology annotation, molecular function: alpha-amylase activity; calcium ion binding. The transcript has 5 exons. The record is from RefSeq and is a predicted model, not a curated record. Lineage: Eukaryota; Fungi; Ascomycota; Dothideomycetes; Dothideales; Saccotheciaceae.